GUAGUGUUAAGUUAAGUUUGAUUUUGGUAGUGUUGUUGUUAAACAAAUUAAAAAAAGAGUUUAUACCUAUAGGAUGUCGAUAUUUCCUCUUCUCCUGCUCGCGACGCUGGGAGUGGGAGUGGCCGCCGCCAAACCGAACCGUUACCAGGACGACGGCGCCGUCCUGCGACCAAUAACGACGCGCACCGAGCGGCGUCGGAUAUGCGUCGAUUUGUGCAUGUCGGGGCUGGGCGGGGCGCCAUGCGGCGCCGACUGCGUGGACCUGACGCCCCAAACGAUGCCCCUGCAGUCCGGCAACAACAUCCUGAAGGAGAGCAACGGCAUCCCGACGCUUGCUAGGUCGCGCGGCGACGCCUGUCCCGUCCUGUGCAGGAACAACUUGGGCGAGCCGCUCUGCGAGUGCGGCGCCAAGACCGUCGUCGACAAAGAGGUGGACUUCUUCGAGGUUUGCGGACACUUUUGCUUGCAGUACGACUACCAGAUUCCCGGAUGCCAGAGAUGCGAUUUGUAUCGCGAUGCCAGCCAUCAGAACAGCACGAAGAUGUUAUUGGCUUCGGGACCAGUCAAAACAAUCGGAAUCAACUGGAACAAGUGGUGUCAAGUAAUGUGUACGAAUGGUGAAGGUGGUGCCGCAUGCAACUGCGAUCUACUGCCGAUGUUAGUGGCGUCUUGAUUUUGUUUUCUUAUUGUUUAGCUGCUUUGCUUAGGAGUGCCAGUUUAAAAAAUCCACACUAAUGUUCCUAUUAAUAAUUGAUUUUUAUCUGUUUGGAUGAAAGUAUGCGAAAGCGAUGGCGUGCACGAGCUUUCGUAAAAUAGCCGUACCUGCAAAGAUUCUAAAUAUUUUGUAUUAAUAAAUGUAAGGUUAAGAAAAAUAAUUAUAUAACAAAGUCAAAAGUCUUCCAAAUGAUGUACAUACAUUUUUAAUGUUUCUAUAGAUUCUUAAUUUGUUAGUAUUGUUUUAGAACUAUUCAAUAGAUCUAGAAUAAGCAUAUCAUUGUUGAAAUUUUUAAAAAUAAUGCUUUCCUGUAAAUAUAUUAAAUUUUGUACUUUAUCAACUUCUUCCUACUUAUGGUCAAUACUUUUCUUUAGUUCCAUAAUGUAAAGAUUCUUUUAAAAUUUGUAUAAACUAGAAAACAAUUGUACAAAGAAUAUACCUAGAAUAGGUCAUUGAUUUAUUAAUUUUUACUGUUGAUUUUAGCAUUCAUCACAACUGUUGUGUAAAGACAAUAACUAUUUUAGGAAAUGUAAUUUAAAAAUAAAUACUUAAUGUUUUGACGUUAAAAAUUUAGGCUUGUAUAAUAAAAAAAUAUAUUCUGG
This is a messenger RNA of Brassicogethes aeneus, 1317 nucleotides long. The record is from the annotation of a GenBank genome assembly. Lineage: Eukaryota; Metazoa; Arthropoda; Insecta; Coleoptera; Nitidulidae.